Anneissia japonica is the source of this 2070-nucleotide messenger RNA. RefSeq lists its product as uncharacterized. Lineage: Eukaryota; Metazoa; Echinodermata; Crinoidea; Comatulida; Comatulidae. The coding region runs from base 118 to 741 and encodes 207 amino acids. The transcript has 5 exons. The record is from RefSeq and is a predicted model, not a curated record. Gene Ontology annotation, molecular function: S-adenosylmethionine-dependent methyltransferase activity.
AUCUGGCAACCCUGAUCGGCACCUUUUUAUUUAGUUGUGAAAAUCAUGAGAGUGUUUGGGAAGAAAAAUAAGAUAUCAUAAGGGUAAAAAAGUAUAAUACAAUUCCUAAUCAACGCAAUGGGUUUCACAGAGUUUAUGGCAAGGAAUUUAAGAAAACCAGGAACUGGACUGGCAGGCUGGUUUAUAUCGAAAAUAUUGAAGAGUCGUAAUAGUAUUGUUGUGUACCAUGCUGUGAGAGCAUGCAACAUCGAGCGUCAUCACCAUGUGUUGGAAAUAGGCUUCGGGCCCGGCCUAGGAAUGGCUUCUGUAGCUGAGAUAAUAAGAUCUGGCACAGGAAAGGUGUAUGGCAUUGAUUUUUCACAAUCUAUGGUGGAUGAAACAACUGGGCGACUGUCUGAAGAUAUCAAGCAAGGCAAAGCAGAUGUCAGGCUUGGUGAUGUCGUUUCACUGCCAUUCCAAGAUGCCUCUAUGGACAGAAUUUUUCACACCAACUGUUACUAUUUUUGGCCUGAUAUGAAUGCUGCCUCCAAAGAACUUUACCGUGUCCUGAAACCUGGAGGUAUGAUGGUUACUGUAUAUAUAUUAGAAAAACUGGUGGCAGCAGACAACAGGGGUUUCUUAAGUCAUGGUGACUGGAGGCCAGAAAGGUACAUGCAAGGUCUUACAGAAGUUGGCUUUCUUGAUGUUGAGAGAAAAUCUGAACUUGGCGAAGAUAAAACUACAACUUUUGAAGACAAGUAAAUCAGGAGGGUGAACAUAAACAGGAAGAAGGCGCCACCAACGGACAGACCAACUAUCUCGUAAACCGUCAAUUGGCAGUUUUCUCCAAUGUACCAUUUUGUGUCUGUGUUCUCGCAUGAAGUUAACUCACAAGUUUCACCAUGGUAAACCAUAUUGCCUGAUGUUUUACAUUCUAAUCUUGUACAUUGAGUGCCAAAGUAGUUAACUCUUUCAUUCUCCAAUUCGCUACAACUAAAAAUCCAUUUAAAGUUUAGUUAAACUAGUUGUUAUAAAAUUUGAUCAAGCAGUACCGUACUCGCGCGAAUAAGCGCUCGGGGAAAUUGGAAAAUUCUAGGGGAACUUCUGUUUUAAAAGAAGAUAAACGAAUGUUUUUAGUGAAGAAAAGGUAAUCGUCGAGAGAGCAUGGCUCAUGACAAGAAUGUUGGUGGUAUUUACACAACAGCAGAUGAAAUUUAGUGGUGGCGUUGGUGGUGGUGGUGGUAAGCGUCGGCCAUCUGCUGCCAAUUUAGAUUAGCAGGAUCAUUGCAGGGUUUCUUGCUUAAAUACGAGAGUGAUGAGGACAGUUUAUUUUUGUUGACUGAAAAUGGCCAUACAGUAUUUUGAUUUUUAGAUAUAAAAUACUUAAAGUUCUAAAUCCAAAAGGGGUAGCAAUAAAACAAGAACGGAAUCGAAACAGUGCAUCAAAACUGAGACUGAUGAUAGACCGACAGAUUGACCGACGGACAAUGCUAAGAUAGAUGCGCAUAGUUGAUGCAGAAAAUUAAGUUGGUAAUGUACUGUACUGUAUUGUAUGAUUGAAUUUUUUUUAGGAAUUAAAACGGGGCGCUUAAACAAUUUUCACGAGGGGCGCGAGUACGGUACAUUCAAGUUUAGUAUUUAAUAAUAUUAUUAUAACAGGUGUACAUACAGUGUGAUUUAUAUAUAGGCCUAUAAUUAUUCAGCAUCAUAAGCACAAUGAUAAGUUUUACUAUAUAAGAUUGUCACUCUCGGCCAUCUAGACUGUACAUAGGUCUACUAUUUCCUCAGGUUUGAACUCACGACUGUCCCCCAUCUUUUAAAACAAUAUGCGCACUUGCCACUGAGGAAGGACUAUUGUCCGAAAAGUCUGGUUUUUAAUGCAAGCGUUCGCCUACGUAGCCUACAUCACGCGCACAGGAAACAUUGAAUGAUACGCGCUAGAAAGCAAGAAUUAAUCUGUUCUGUUAGGUGCUGUUUUUGGCUCUCACAAAUUCAUAUAUCUGCUGAACUUCAUAUAUACCUCCAUUAUCUUCCUAUUUACUCACACCUGAUUGCUACAUGAAACAACUGAGGAAGGACUAUUGUCCGAAA